Molecule: messenger RNA, 5508 nt
Organism: Gavialis gangeticus (Gharial)
Lineage: Eukaryota; Metazoa; Chordata; Crocodylia; Gavialidae
Gene: CFAP43
Product: cilia and flagella associated protein 43
Exons: 39
Coding region: 66-5093 (1675 amino acids)
Biological process (GO): sperm axoneme assembly; cilium assembly
Cellular component (GO): axoneme
Molecular function (GO): protein binding
Source: RefSeq, a predicted model, not a curated record
UGUUGCGGAGCAGCCCGGACGAGGCGGACGGCGGCAGCCGGCUCCUCACGAGCGCGGCGGCGCGUAUGGAAGUGAGAUGGGUUCAGGGAUUCACAAACAGGAACGUUGGUUUUGUCAAUCACGAGACCAUCUGCUACCCCUGCGGCAAUUACAUCCUUUUUGUUGACAUCGAAACAAAGAAGAAGACAGUGCUGCAGUGUAAGAGUGGCCGUGUGGGAGCCUUUGCAGUGAAUGGAGCCAGUGGAGUGGUGGCUUUCUCAGACCAGAAGCUCAACCCCGUCAUUUAUAUCUACACUUUUCCAGGACUGAUUAACUGGAGAGAAUUAAAAGGUCAAGCUCAGCUAGACUACACCUUACUUGCGUUCAGUUACAUGGGUCCAUACCUGGCCAGUUAUUCGUCAGUUCCAGAAUUUGCCCUUUCAAUCUGGAACUGGGAAGAAAAUGUUCUUCUGUGCAGCAAAUCUCAGUUGGGUAUGACAGCAACCUCCUUGAGCUUUAAUCCUCUGAGUUGGCACCAAUUGUGCAUGUCCAGUGAGAGUUCCAUCACUAUCUGGAAUAUUGAAAGGAGUGAUGAAGAGCAUCAUCUCAAGCCAAAGCCUGUGCAACUUCCUGCUGAAGAUGGGUCACAGAUCUUUAAUCAGAAUCCCUUUUUUUCACAUCCUGAUACCCAAGAUGCAUACUAUGGCCCUGUACUGCCAAAUUCUGCUAUUGCUGGGCUAAUUGGGGAUGAAGCAGAGCUAUUCAGGCCAAAAGAUGACAUCCAGCCUUCAGUGCACCCUACUGUCCACUGCUGGAGUGCAACCUCUGACCUGUAUGUGGGCUGUGAAGAGGGAUGUAUUUUGGUGAUUAAUUCUGAGACACUGGAAACUUCUCUUCUUCAUCAGAAAUUUCCAACUGAACAAAGGCAAACAAUUGUUCAGAUCUCACCAAUGAUAUCUGAAGCAAAUUUGAAAAAGGAAGGUCAAGAGGAGGGCAUGGAGCAGUCUGUUGUGCUCGCUAUGGCUUUUCAUAAAAAUGGACUGUAUGCAGCGGGAAGUGAUGGCGUUGUGCAUAUAUGCCAGACCAAAGGCUCAUUCUAUACAAUGAAAAAGUACCUGGAUGUAUCGGAACCUAUAACCAGCCUUGUUUUCUCCCCUGAUUUCUCCAGAUUGCUAGUAGAAACAGAAAAGGGAUCAGUCUAUAUCUAUAAACCUACUUCCAGUGAGGAAGUUGUCAAGCUCUUGGAUGCAUCCAGCAGUCAUUUCCUGUCAGCUGAUUUUCUUACUCCAGGAAACAAAUACUGUGUGUCUGUAGCAAUUUCAGGGGAAGUGCACUUUUGGUUGUUGGAGGAUGGGACCUGCAUCAGCAAGCUAAGCCUCAAUAAACAGGCAACUGCUUUGGUUUGCUGCCCCUCCUCACACAGUGUUGCUGUAGGCACCAAAACAGGUCAUGUCCAUUUCAUUGAUGCUACCAAAGUGAAAACCCCACGGGUGGUUCACCGAGUUCUUCUUACCCACUUUUCUGUGCUCUGUUUGAAUUAUGAUGAGGGUGGUCAAUAUCUCAUUGCUGGAGCUGCAGAAGGACAUAUCUUUAUUUUAGAUGCCCGGCCCUCAAAAUUAUUUGAGGUUCUUGGAUACCUAGUGUUGAGCAGCGAAGUCCUUGGCCUUUCUACAGUUUAUGAUAAGGACACUGAAUUAGUUGAGGUGAUGGCACUUCUUUGUCCUGCAGAUAUCAAAAGAGCAAGACUGGAAAUCUUUUGUCUGCCAUCAACACUCACAAUAGACAAUGAUGAGUGUGUUGAUGAAAGAGGCCUGCUAAAAGAGAAGGUCAUUCAGAAGCAGCAGUAUGAACUGGAUUACCCACUGAGCUCAGCAGUCAGGCAGAAGGAUGGCACCAUAUAUGGCUACUGUAGCCAUGCACCUUUCAUCUGUAAAUACAAUCUUGCCAGCAAGAAAAUCUUGAAAGACCCAACAGUUGUUUUCUCGGAGGAAAGGAUACAAAGCAAUCAGUCUGGACGGGGGUUCCUCUUUUUGUCACCCAACAACCAGUGGUUGGCCUCAGUGGCGGAGGAUGGACUUUUGUUUAUCCGUAAUAGUGUUACUUUGGAAACAUUUGCUCGGGCACAUUGCCAUUCAUAUCAGGGAGGCGGAAUCAGAUCCUUGGCAUUUUCAAAGGAUGGCCAGUCCGUGCUCAUCAAUGGUGUAGAGGAUGGUGCCCUUGUGUGUCUGAAAUGGAAGAUGACUGGAGACGUUGACAUUAAGGAAGCUGAUGAGUAUUGGCAAUCCACUCUUGCUGUUCUGAACAACUCCAUAUACAAUGAAAAUAAUGUUCUAAAAUGUAUGAGAGACUGCCAUGCUGCUUCAAAAUCCAUUCUGCCGUUAUCCUCUGAAAAGGGACACAAGGAAAAACAGCAGAAGCAACCAAGUGUGGAGUUGACAGAUGAAGAUGAAAGCUUCAUUAACUUGAACUCAGUCAGCAUCGGUGAAAUGACAUGGAUGAAACAGAAAAUACAGAAGGCUAUCAAAGAAGAGACGGAGAAGUUUGCUGACAAGAAAAAAGAGCUGAAAAAAGGAAUUAAAAGUCUUCGUAAAACUAUUCAGGAAAUGAUGCAUGAAAAUGAACAGGUGCCUGACAUUGAGAAACUAGAUCAGCAGGAGUUCAAUCUGGAUGCAGAAGAACAAGAAAGGCUGCAACUGGAGAGUGAACAGGAAGUGGCCAGGGUAAGGAAGGAGAUUGAGAUGGAGAACCUUGCCAACUGCUAUUUGCGUGACAUUCUCAAGCAGCAGUGCUGGGACUCCAUGUCUGUCAAAGGACGUGCAGUUAAGUCCUUCCAUACCGCUUAUGAGGUAAAGAAUUAUCCUAUGAAGGAACGGGGUAAAGAAGAGCUGGAGACUUUGGAGAAGGUCCUGCAGUUAAAGAAGAUUGAGUGUGCUGAUCUUAAGAUUCGGAAGGAGAUUAUUGAGUUUCAGCUUCCAACAGUAUCAUCAAAAGAGGAAGGGGAGAAAGUAGAAGAAGACGUGGUGGCUGAUGAGACCACACCCACUGCCUUGAUAGGGAGCCUGAGUGCUCAGUACGGUGGAGAUACAGCUGUCCUGUAUCCCCAAAUGGAUCUGCACACCCGAGAGCAGAAGAUUAAUCAGAUAAUUUUACUGCAGGACAUCAUUUACAGAGUGAAAACUGCCUUUAACAAGGAAUUUGACAUAGUGGCUCGACAGAAGGAGCAGGAGAUAGUAAGGGUCAAGGAAAGGAACCUGAGGAUCCAGGAAAUCUUAACACAGCUUGAUCUCCAGGAGGAAGUCUGGGAACCGACUCUUACAGAUGAUGAGAUACCAGAGCGUGUGCUCACUGUCCAGGAUUCUGAGAUUAAAGUGGAAAAAUACCUAACCCCACAGCAGAGAGCAAAAGCAGAAAUGCUGGCGAAGCUUGAAAUGCAAAGGCGUCUUGCUGCUCAGGACAAUGCAAGACAGCGUGCUCUUAAUGACAUGAUGGACGGGGUCCUAGAGGUCAAAAAGGAAGACAUCUUGAAAAUGGAGAUACCCCCACCUCCUUUUAUAUCCAAACCCGACACCCUUUGGAAUGAAGAAGAAAAGAAAAUAUUUAAGGAAUAUGAGAAAAAAAUCAAGGAGCUGAAUGAAGAAAGAGAAAAACAUAGAAAGAUACUAGAAACUGAACUGAAAAAACUGCAAACAGCAAUUCAGGAAACAACGCAAAGUUUCGAUGACACUGUAUGCAAGCUCUUCGAGAAGAAGGUGAAGUCGGAGAUGGUCAUAUGCCAGGAAGAACUCAAAAUAAACAGCCUCCUUUAUUCGUUACUCCUGGAUGAAGAGCUGAGCACCAGAGAAGCUGGACUGCAUUAUUUUCUUGAGAAGAAGCGGAAAGAGAAGCUCAGUACCGCAGAGGCAGUCCAGAUUGCAAGAAGACAGGUUGAUGCUUACAGAGAGACCUAUGACAAUUUGGUAGCUGAAGACAAGAUUCUGGAACGUGGCUUUAGAAAAGAAUUUUCUGAUGUUCCUAUGCAUCUUAUAGAUCAGCUUUUCAAACUUUACAAACGUCGACCAAGAGCCCAGAAGAUGAAGAUGCACCUUGACACUGCUAACCCUUACGGGGACAGACCAGGCUCAGCCAAAGCUUACAAAGAUGCACUUGCCCAUUUAAUGAGAGCCAUGAAUGAACUGGAUAACCCUGAGAACAUGCCUGAGGGUUUAGACUUGCCUGUUUGGGAACGUUUCUGUUCUGCUCGGCGAACAAAAGUAGAGAGUGAACAGCUGGUGAAACGGAAAGCUUUGACACUAGCAGAGAUGCAGGCUUUUCUCCAGAGAAGAAUAGAGGAUGAUGAGAAGAUAAAGAAGGACAUUGACAACAUCUUCAGUGAAGUCAACCUGUUACAGGAACAGAAGAUGAGGUUUCAAUUGGAUUUGACUGUCCAAUUUCUGCUUAAACAAGGACAGGUGGAACUGGAAAGCAGUGAGCUAAUACCAGAUUACACUGAUGCUAUUCUCAUUAAUAAGAGUGUUAUUGAAGAACUGAAUUGCACUAUCCGGGCUCAAGGAGACAAGAAAAUUGCUAGUAUGGUGGAAUGUAAAGACUUCUCUAAAGGGAUAUUUCAACUGGAAUGGGAACAUAAGAAAAUGAAGAUGCAGAUGGAAGAUCUAAACCAGAAGGCUCGAGAUAUUCAAACCCUGCGUGUGUCAAAAGAUCGUCAGCUUUUCCUAAAUGUACUAAACUACGACAGCCGCGUGAACCACCAGGUAUCGGUGCUAGAGCAGACCCUUGGCAUUAUGGAUAAGCUGCACAAGGAGAAAGUGAAGAAAUGUCAGAAAAUAAUUAAGGACCUGCAGAAGCGCAUCAGUCUGAAGGAGCAAGCAAACUACAAACUCAGCCUGGAGCUGCAAGAAAUGCUCGUGUCUGUCUCAGAAAGGCGGCAUAUCUUUGAGGCAGCUGACACACAACCGGCUUCUGAAAAGAUUGCUAAGGAGCAUUACCAGGAUAUUGUGCAGCGACGACAAUUAGUGGAUCUUGCAAAGGGACAGGCCCAAGAGAUUGCAAUUCUUCAGGCAGAAGUUGCAAGGCUGAGAAUGAAAACAUUCCCUGCCCUUUACCAAGUAGAGUAUUAGCAAGAAAAGCUGCCACAGACGCAAGCAGCAAGGUAGCCUGCAUGAGUGGAUAGAAAAUUCUCAACUAAAGGAGCUUUCAAUAUUUCUUCCUUAAUUUACUAUUUAAAAAAUUUCACCAGUGGACAAAACCUUCAAGUUUGUUUGGUUUGUGUAUUUUAUACAUAAUCUUGUUAAUUCAGUUCAUAAUGAUGUUAUCGUUUGACAGAAGCACAAGUCUGGUUAUACAGCAGUUGAAUACCAUCUUCUUUGUGUGCAUUUUGCGAUCUACAGUACCUAAUCCUAGGACAUUCCAGAAUGGAAGCAGCUCAGAAACCCCAGGGCCUUUACUUGCAUCUUUUUAGAAUGAACUAAUUUGUCUUGCCCUGAGGUGUUUGUUUUUGUUUUUUAACUACUUAGCAUUUUGACUUAAAAAAAA